AUGCGUUUUGUUCGGGGAGCCAUAAGAACGCGGACCUGCGAGGUGGACUCUGAUUUUGGUGAUGAACGGCGAAAAGCUCCGGUGAUGGUCUGGAUAGAGUUCGCCCCCCUGAGCAUCCCUCUCCGCCGCAGGCUACAGACGGCAGCGGUCCUGCAGUGGGUCCUGUGCUUUUUUCUCCUUGCACAGUGUUGUGUGGCCGUGUACGUUGUCAUGGUGAUGAGAUUUUGGCAUGCGGCUGCUCUCUAUGCUCUGUGGUUGUAUCUGGAUUGGGAGACAGCUGAGACUGGAGGUCGGAGGUCACGCUGGGUUCGUCGCUGGGCCGUGUGGAAAUAUUUCCGGGAAUACUUCCCACUUCAUCUGGUCAAGACAUGUGAUUUGGACCCAGCAAAAAACUAUCUGUUUGCUUACCAUCCACAUGGGGUUUUUGCAACUGGAGCAUUUGGAAAUUUUGGGAACGAGUACACCGGAUUUCAGGAGUUAUUCCCGGGAAUUACACCUUACCUGCACGUCUUGUCUGUCUGGUUCCAAGUCCCAUUCCUCCGAGAGUACCUGAUGUCCGCAGGUUUAGUGUCAUGCUCUAAGAAAAGUAUCACCCACGUGCUGAGUCGAGAGCGGGGCGGGAACGUGUCGAUCAUCGUGAUUGGCGGAGCGGCUGAGUCCCUGGAGGCGCGGCCCGGCAGCCUCACUCUGGAAGUGUUGAACAGAAAGGGAUUUGUCCGAAUAGCGCUCAAAUGCGGGGCUUACCUGGUCCCUGUUUUCUCGUUUGGUGAGAAUGACCUCUUUAAUCAGGUGAAAAACCCUAAGGGCUCUCUGAUCCGCGGCAUUCAGGAGAAAAUGAGGAAGACUCUAGGCUUCACCGCACCUCUCUUCCACGGCCGAGGAGUCUUCCAGUACAGCUUUGGCAUCAUGCCCUACAGAAAACCUGUUUACACUGUCGUAGGGGAGCCCAUUGCGGUGGACUACACCAUGUGUCCAUCCAGUGAGGAUGUGGACAGACUUCACUCUCGUUACUUACAGGCUCUCAGUCAGCUGUUUGAAAAACACAAAACAAAGUAUGGCAUCGAAGAACACCAACAUCUUAUCUUUAUAUAA
Molecule: messenger RNA, 1092 nt
Organism: Chanos chanos (milkfish)
Lineage: Eukaryota; Metazoa; Chordata; Actinopteri; Gonorynchiformes; Chanidae
Product: 2-acylglycerol O-acyltransferase 1-like
Exons: 6
Coding region: 1-1092 (363 amino acids)
Biological process (GO): triglyceride biosynthetic process
Cellular component (GO): endoplasmic reticulum membrane
Molecular function (GO): diacylglycerol O-acyltransferase activity
Source: RefSeq, a predicted model, not a curated record